Messenger RNA from Penicillium argentinense, 924 nucleotides. RefSeq lists its product as uncharacterized. NCBI's taxonomy places the organism in Eukaryota, Fungi, Ascomycota, Eurotiomycetes, Eurotiales, Aspergillaceae. The coding region runs from base 1 to 924 and encodes 307 amino acids. The transcript has 2 exons. The record is from RefSeq and is a predicted model, not a curated record.
AUGGACCCUGGUCGAUCGAUGCUGAUGAUCCCAGGCCAAAGCAGUGUGACCAUCGGCAGCCAGAGCGAUGCCAGCAAUCUGACCAGUUGUGAUACCUUUGGGGGAAGCGUCACCAUUGCAUCCUCGGCCAGUGGAACCAUUACCUUGAACAAUGUGGAAGAGAUCCAGGGCUCGUUCACGGUGGAGAGCGGCUCAGGGAUCACCGGCCUGGUGGCCCCGGAUCUGGAGACACUGAAGGGGGGCAUGAUACUGGACGGCUUGGAUGCAUUGACGAAUGUCGAGAUGAGCUCGUUGUCGCAGGCCUCGUCUCUCACCAUCACCGGGAACCCGAAGCUGAAGCACAUCAUGUUUGACCAGCUAGAAGAGGUGAACGGGGAGCUGAAGCUCACGGGAUCGUUUGCAAGUGUAUCCUUGCCCUCUCUCGACCAGGUGAAUGGCCAAACCACGAUCCAAGGUGGCAGUUCCAUGUCCUGCAGCGCAUUGGACAGCCUCCAGUCGGAGGGGGUGUAUCGGGGCGCGUAUUCAUGCUCUUCGGACGGCUCAGGCGAUUCUCUGAGUGCCGGAGCCAAGGCAGGCAUCGCGAUCGCGGUCAUCGUGGUGGUCGUACUCAUUCUUGUCGUGGUGUGGUUCGUAAUCCGACGACGACGACAGCAAAGAAACAACCGAACUCAGUCGAUCUCUCUCGAAACACCGGUUGCCAACGAGAAAGACGAGAAGCCGCCACAAGUGCAGCAGCUAGCCGUCCCUGAUCGUGAACUCAAGCCGCCUAUGCCCCGAAAGCCGGUGGGAGUGCAGGCGGCCCAGCUUGAUGGGCGCUCCAUCUAUGAAGCAUCGAGCCCCAUGACGCCUUCCACAGUUUAUCACGAGUUGGAUGCAGGACCAGUUCUCAGCUCCCAUCAACGGCCCAUUCACUCUGAAGCGUGA